This is a messenger RNA of Wickerhamiella sorbophila, 2172 nucleotides long. Its product is annotated as Heat shock protein 70 LHS1. The coding region runs from base 1 to 2172 and encodes 723 amino acids. Gene Ontology annotation, molecular function: ATP binding; ATP-dependent protein folding chaperone. Gene Ontology annotation, biological process: negative regulation of hypoxia-induced intrinsic apoptotic signaling pathway; endoplasmic reticulum unfolded protein response; cellular response to hypoxia. Lineage: Eukaryota; Fungi; Ascomycota; Dipodascomycetes; Dipodascales; Trichomonascaceae. The record is from RefSeq and is a predicted model, not a curated record. Gene Ontology annotation, cellular component: endoplasmic reticulum chaperone complex. The transcript has a single exon.
AUGCGCUGGCUCGUAGGGUUGACGCUAGUUCAAGCAGUACUAUGCUCUGUUCUAGGAGUUGACUUUGGUGCCGAGUUCACUAAAUCGGCCCUAGUGGCCCCUAAUAUUCCAUUUGAAAUUAUCUUGACCCAAGACUCAAAACGAAAAGAUACAUCGGGUCUUUUAUUUAAGCCGGUUGAUGGCGAGUUCGAGCGUGUUUACGGCACUACGGGGCAUGCUUUAGUUUCUCGUUUUCCUCAAGCAGCAUUCUACUAUCUCAAGCAGCUUCUGGGGCUUCCAGUGGGACACGAAGGCGUUUCUUCAUACCAGGAUCUGAAUCCAGGUGUCGUACUAUCUGGAAGCACUCGGCAGUCUAUUGACCUGAGUAUUGCAUCUGAACAGAUUCCUGUCGAGGAAGCAGUUGCUAUGACGUUUUCCGAUAUCAAGAGACGCGCACAGGAGCUGCUGGACCACAAGUUUGGUACUGGCAGCAUCAAAGAUGUCGCAGUAGCCAUUCCUGGUCAUUUGACAAUGGAUCAGCGUCGAGCCCUAGUUGAUGCUAUUGAGUUAUCCGGUUUGAGUUUGAUCUCCUUGGUUGACGAUGGUGUUGCUGUGGCUGUUAACUAUGCUUCAACUCGUCAAUUCACCGAAGACAAACAGUAUAUCGCUGUCUACGACAUGGGUGCUCAGUCAACUACCUCCACCCUUCUUUCUGUUCGUCAAGAAGGAAACAACGUGGUUAUUGAUGUGGAAGGCUUCGGCUAUGACACCAAUCUGGGCGGACAUGCUAUUACCAAGGUUAUUCGGGAUACACUUGUUGAUGAGCUGUCCAAGGUGGCUAAGGUUUCAACCGUUGAUUUGCGUACGCCAAAAAUUCUUAAUCGUUUGUGGCGUGAGGCCGAACGUGCAAAGGCUGUUUUGAGUGCAAACACAGAAACUCGAGUCCAUAUCGAGUCCGCUUAUAAGGAUUAUAAUAUUGAUUUGAAAAUUGAGCGGGCGGUUCUGGAAAAGGCCUGCCAGGGAUUGGUUUCUCGCGUCUCUGGUCCGCUACAGGACUCUUUUAAAUUGUUUAACGGCGACCAGUUGCAAGUUGCGGACUUAGACUCCGUCAUUCUCGCUGGUGGCGGUACCAGGUCUCCGUUCGUCCAGGCCGAAAUCCGUAAAAUGGCCGGGGACAUCAUUUCCAAAAAUGUCAAUGCGGAUGAAGCUGCUUGCAUGGGUGCUACACUCCGUGGCGUUGGUAUUUCUGGUAUUUUCAAGAGCAAAAACAUCACUGUCGUGGAUCGCUCUCCGUUCGACUAUUCAUUGACGGUUAACGGAGAUAAAAAGUCUCUGUUCCCCACAGGAUCCACAUUGUCUUCGACAGCGCGUUUGAACGUUUCUGUGACCGACGAGUUGAAACUUGAGCUUAUUGAAAACGGUUCGCCAAUUUUGCAGUGGUCUAUUCCGUCUAUUUCUGAAGCGAUUACCUACCUCGAGGAGAGCAGUAAAUGCGUUGACGAGCCCACGGUUGACUUGAAAUUUCAACUGGACAAGAAUAGAAUCGCUCAGCUGAUGUGGUCCUCUGUCAAGUGUAACAAGGCCAUUACCAAGACCAACGAGACAACGACCGAGAAUGUUGAGACUCGUGAGUCUUCAAGAUAUUUACCUGCCACGCCCAAGUAUAUGGGUGCGACACCGCUGAGCUCUUCAGAACGUCAAAAACUGCUGUAUCACAUGAGCGUUCUUGACAAGGCCGACAAAGACCGCCAGCGGAAAGAAGGGCUCCAUCACGAACUGGAGACUCUGCUGUAUCGCUUGCGUGAUCUUGCCCCUGAGCUUCCCGAUAUUCACUCUCUGAUGGAGUGGAUUGAUGAGGGUAAAGGUACAAUUGUGCAGUACGCUGAGAAGCUUGCCCAUGCCAAGAAGAUCCACAAGGAUUUGAAGCCUGAAGCUGAUCCUAAGCCCGAGUCUGAGCAAAAGUCUGAGCCCGAGCAGCAGGCGCAAAAACCUGAGUUGGAUCUUGCAAAGCUAUUGACGCAAGCAGGUAUUGUCGUUGAUAAGACUCAAGAGAACUGGCUUCUGCAGGCGUUUACGUCGGCCACCGCCGAGCAAAUCGAAAACUUGAAGAAGCAACUACCUUCUCUCCCCAAAGAUCUAGCCGAAAAACUCCUUGAGGUCAUUGACAAACUGUCCCCUCAUGACGAACUGUAG